CCUUCAGCCUUUUCGCCCCGCCCCCGAGCUGCCCUCAGCGCCGCCCGAUUGCUGCUGUGGCCACGCGAAAGACUGAUCUUCGCCCAGACCGAGCUCGGGUCCCGAAGCCGCUCGGAGACAGGAGGCCGUGGGUUCCCCUCAUCCAGGUCAUGUCGGGCUGUCACACUCCGGAGGGAGACUGCUGCUCGCAGCGCUGCGGCGCUAAGGACAAGGAACAUCCAAGAUACCUGAUCCCAGAGCUUUGCAAACAAUUUUACCACUUGGGCUGGGUCACUGGGACUGGAGGAGGAAUUAGCUUGAAACAUGGCGAUGAAAUCUACAUUACUCCUUCAGGAGUGCAAAAGGAACGGAUUCAGCCUGAAGACAUGUUUGUUUGUGACAUCAAUGAACAGGACAUAAGUGGACCUCUGCCACAUAAGAAUCUUAAAAAAAGCCAGUGCACUCCUCUUUUCAUGAAUGCUUACACAAUGAGAGGAGCUGGCGCAGUGAUUCAUACCCACUCAAAAGCUGCCGUCAUGGCCACCCUUCUCUUUCCAGGACGAGAGUUUAAAAUUACACAUCAAGAGAUGAUAAAAGGAAUAAGGAAAUGUACUUCAGGAGGGUAUUAUAGGAAUGAUGAUAUGUUAGUGGUACCCAUUAUUGAGAAUAUGCCUGAGGAGAAAGACCUCAAAGAACGAAUGGCUCGCGCAAUAAAUGAAUACCCGGACUCCUGCGCGGUCCUGGUCAGGCGUCACGGAGUGUAUGUCUGGGGAGAAACCUGGGAGAAGGCCAAAAUCAUGUGUGAGUGUUACGACUAUUUGUUUGACAUUGCCGUGACAAUGAAGAAAGUCGGCCUGGAUCCUACACAUCUUCCAGUUGGAGAAAAUGGAAUUGUAUAAGCCAGACGAAAAUGUGAUUCUCUACACAAAGCUUAUCUUAAUUAUUCGAAUGAAACUUGAUUAUUCUUUUUAAUGAAUUGAACAUUUCCAUGAUACAAUUAAUUUGUCCCUAAAUACUGAAGACAAUCACCCUGAAUGUCUUCUGACAUUGGACGAUAUUUGCUUAUAUUCUUGUAAUUUUAAAUGGCAUUGCAGUGAAAUAAAACAUUUUGUAAUGAA
Hyaena hyaena (striped hyena) is the source of this 1097-nucleotide messenger RNA. RefSeq names its product APAF1 interacting protein (gene APIP). The transcript has 7 exons. Lineage: Eukaryota; Metazoa; Chordata; Mammalia; Carnivora; Hyaenidae. The coding region runs from base 150 to 878 and encodes 242 amino acids. Gene Ontology annotation, cellular component: cytoplasm. The record is from RefSeq and is a predicted model, not a curated record. Gene Ontology annotation, molecular function: metal ion binding; methylthioribulose 1-phosphate dehydratase activity.